GGUUUUCAUGCGAAUGUAGAGUGAAUUGUAAAGAAGAAAGUUAGAUAGGAGGCAUCAUUGGCCAUGGAUAAGUCAUUAGUAAUUUUGAAGGUAUCAUCACUUUGCUGCUUGCUUCUGGGUUUUGGGAUUAUCAUUGAAGCAGCACCAGAGGUUUCUCUGAUUACAAGCCUUCCCGGGUUCAAUGGUACCUUCCCUUCAAAACACUAUUCUGGGUAUGUGACCAUAAAUGGCAAUCCUGAUCCUCCAAAGAACCUUUUCUACUACUUUGUUGUCUCCGAAAGAAAUCCAUCAAACGAUCCGAUAGUUCUAUGGCUCAAUGGGGGACCUGGUUGCUCUAGCUUUGAUGGCUUCAUCUACGAACAUGGACCAUUUAAUUUCGAAGCUGGAAACCCGAAGGGAAGCCUACCUAAAUUGCAUCUUAAUCCAUACAGCUGGUCUAAGGUUUCGAACAUCAUAUAUUUGGAUUCUCCUGCUGGUGUUGGAUUCUCUUACUCUAAAAACACGACGGUUUACAUAACAGGAGACUUACAAACAGCCUCUGAUACUCAUAAUUUUCUACUCAAGUGGUUUAAUCUAUACCCGGAAUUUGUUUCAAAUCCAUUUUAUAUUUCGGGAGAGUCCUAUGCCGGCGUGUACGUGCCAACUCUUGCUUCUCAAGUAGUGAAAGGAAUCAAAGCUGGUGAGAAGCCCAUCAUCAACUUCAAGGGGUACAUGAUUGGCAACGGGGUCACAGAUGAAAUAUUUGAUGGCAAUGCUCUUGUCCCAUUUGCACAUGGAAUGGCUCUUAUUUCUGAUGGUAUCUUUGAGGAAGUUGUAAUUGCCUGCAAAGGAAACUACUCUGACCCCCCAAACAACAACUGUCAAACUGCGCUUGAUAAAGUUUACGGGGCUAUCGAUGGUUUAAACAUAUAUGACAUCCUGGAGCCUUGCUACCAUGGGCCGACAACAAAAGAAGACACAAAUGUAGUAAACAAAAGUAGCAUACCAUCAAGCUUCAAACAACUAGGGAUGACAGAGAAGCCUCAUGCUGUUAGGAAACGGAUAUACGGUCGCGCAUGGCCUUUUCAAGCACCAGUAAAAGCUGGAAUUGUUCCAAUGUGGCCCGAGUUAAUGAAACAGACUAGCUUCAGUGUUCCCUGCGUGGAUGAUACAGUAGCCACAAUAUGGAUGAACAACGAUGCAGUUAGAGAAGCAAUGCACGUGAGCCAGGAAAUUGGAACUUGGAGCUUAUGUGCGAGUGACAUAUCAUACUACCAUGAUGCUGGAAGCAUGAUUCCCUACCACAAAAACCUCACUGCUCAAGGAUAUCGAGCACUUAUAUUCAGUGGAGAUCAUGAUAUGUGUGUUCCAUACACCGGAAGCGAAGCAUGGACUAGGUCACUUGGGCAUAAGAUUGUGGAUGAAUGGAGAGCUUGGAUGUCUAAUCAACAAGUUGCUGGGUACACUCAAGGAUAUGAUAUCGGUCUCACCUUUCUCACCAUCAAGGGCGCUGGACACACCGUACCUGAAUAUAAACCAAGAGAGUCAUUGGACUUCUACAGUCGUUGGUUAGAUGGAAAACAGAUAUAAUUGUGAUAGAGAAUUCAAAGUUGAUGGAAAAAUAUAGCAAGAAUAAUCUUUAUACUCUAAAGAACUUUUUCAGCGAAUUUUCAUUUGAGUUGAUGGGGGCUGAAUAGUGUGUGUUGUUGUUGGUUCGCGAACUGUGAUGGCAUGGUCUCUAGGAUGGUGGGUUUCAGUGACUGCUCUUUGAAGGUUUUGGUUUUUGUAUUUUUAUUUAGCUGUGGUUUCAAAGGUGCUUGUGAUGAUUGUGUUUCCUCUUGUACCAAUUUAGUUGGGAUGAGUUCUUAAGUAGGCAAGGAUGCAUUUUUGUACACCUUGUCUUGUUAUGUAUUACUUUUGUUGUUAAUGUA
This is a messenger RNA of Camellia sinensis, 1910 nucleotides long. Lineage: Eukaryota; Viridiplantae; Streptophyta; Magnoliopsida; Ericales; Theaceae. The record is from RefSeq and is a predicted model, not a curated record.